Molecule: messenger RNA, 2181 nt
Organism: Kwoniella mangroviensis CBS 8507
Lineage: Eukaryota; Fungi; Basidiomycota; Tremellomycetes; Tremellales; Cryptococcaceae
Exons: 7
Coding region: 1-2181 (726 amino acids)
Source: RefSeq, a predicted model, not a curated record
AUGGUCAUCACCACUGAAAACGCUUUCAAAGUACUACAAGGUCUCGGACGAACUUCUGCAUUCGCCAUUACACCUCAAGUUGCCCGGUGCUUCAGGACGGGUAAAGUGGCAGAAAUGCAAGAAUGGGAGAGAAGCAAAAAAUCAAGAGAUGUUGACGAGGAUGUGAAGGAGCAUAGAUCAGAGAAAGAGAGAGAACAGCUUGAACUGCUGGCAGAAAUUAGUGGUGAAGAUGUCGUUAUGGAAGAAGGAAAUGUAGAAGAGAGGUUGGAUGCCAAAGGGAGACCGCUCAUCGAUAUAACGAAGAUUAAGGUCGGACAUACCGCUGCAUUCGAUAAAAGUUUCAGACUACGCCUACCCGCUCGAAACCCAUAUAGUUGCAAAGCCAAACUGUUCAUACAACACAAUCACGUCUAUGUCAAUUUCUCAAAGCGUGUGAAGAAGCAGAAUGAAUUAAGGGUUCCUGAAGGACUUCUUAGCGAACAUGCCAUUCAACUCUGGUACGAUUGUGUCAAAUCAGCUAUGAACGUCCUCCUCGUUGCAUACCCAGAUGAUAUUGGCCCUUCCAAGUAUCCCCACCCAAGGUGGUCAGCCGAUCUCGCUUCUCAGAUUGUCAUGAAUCGGUUACCGGAACAGGUAGAUCCCAUAGCUUUAGGAAUGUCAACUAUACGACGAAGAGCUCCUAUCGACCCAACUGUUUCCUUUGACACCGUUCAGCUUCCCAACAUAUCCUACUAUUCCGCCGUCAAGACUGUCAAUAUUACUUUACCUCGAAGGACUCAGAUUUAUCCGGGAGCAAAGGAAUUCUCGAUUCAGAGAGGGCUUCAAUCUUUCAGAGAAGACCAUUCGCCUACGAUUACAUCGCCACAGUCAAGUAUUUUAGGUCAGGUGAGGGUCAAUUCGAUAACCGAACAGACAAAAGAUCCAAAAGAACGUAGCGAUGCAGACAGAGCAGUCGGAUGGUUCAAGUGGUUAUGUUACGAAGUGGGUUUGAAGGGGAGGAUGGGGAUGAGUUACGAUCAGUGGAUGAAACUGUUCCUCGACGAGUUGCCAAGAUGUUUAAGGGAUAAUGUUCAAUCCCAACAAAGGCGAAUGGACAACAGGCAUUUCACCGUCCACCCUGAUCAGAAGGAUAAAUCAAAGCUCCAAUUGGUGGCGGUCCGAUCGAAUUUCAUGCGAACCGAUACUUAUAGCGUUCACCAGCUUGGGAUCCAGCUCACCGGAAUGGAUGCUGCCACUGCUGCCAAGUUUUCUUUGUGGAUAAACGAACGGUACAUGAAGAAUCGUGAUGUCGCUCUCACCUUGAUUGAAUUUGCGCACCACGUAGACACGGUCCGAGGAUACAAGGACGUCUGGCAAAGCGCCACAGAUUGUAGUCACAGAUUUCUGGAUGGAAGUCACUUGUGCGUAGAAUGUGAGAAGACGAUGAUUCCAUGUCUGAGUCUCAUUCCAGGAAGAGGGGCGUUAUGCGGUAGCUGUUUGGAAAAAGCCAUCCUCCAAUCGAAUGAUGAGUAUCUUCAGACCUGCAGUGAGAUCUUGAAAACCGCACGACAAGACACCGGAGGUGCAGCAAUGCUACUAAGCGCAAUCUCCAAGCACGAUGGAUACAGGAGAAGAGCUGAAGCUUUGAAGGACAAAGGUUAUCUGCAACUCAGUAAUGUAUUAGCUCUGCAAGCUACAGUAAGAAGCUGGGAAGACUCAGAUAGAGACAUCAAGGAUGCUGUGUUAGGUCUUGGUGGAUUAGGUAAACGGAGUGAAAUGGCUGGACACGACAAUGUUUUGAUGAGACCUUCAGUCGUUCGACGUAACAGAGCUUACGUUGAAAGUGGGAGCACGUACCUGCUUCAUGAGAAGGACGUCUUACCGACCAUCGCUGCUAUCGGCAUUAUGAGCGCAACGAACUCACUUGCUGCGACAAUCUUGGUGUCAAAAGCUACGAAGAUCGCCCAGUCUCGUUGGGAGGACCUCAUUGCAGAUCAACCCAGCGAGGAAGCCCAAAAGCUUCAAGACAGUAUGAGGAAGAUCGAGAUGGAGUUAGAAGCUUUGAAUUCCCUCCAGCUUCAAAUACCCUACAGAAUCUCUGGUAUAGCUCAGACCGAACCUGCAAUCCUCGCAGGUCCACUUCAGUCACUGGAGGAACAGCUGGAAGGUCUUUUAAUCCCCCAAACUCCGCAAUCAGAGUAA